UCGUGUGUCUGCCCGAAGAAGAGCGGAACAAACAUGGCGGCGUCGUUGGUUCGGUUUGUCCGCGGAGGUCUUGGAAGGAGUUUUAACGCUGCGAGGACUUCGUGUCUCCUCCAGCAGCAGACCAGGCUGCAGAGCUCUACCACCGAGACCAGCCCCACCGUCAGGCCCAAAGAUGCCGUCACUCACAAUCAGCUGGCUGCGUUUGGGGAGUACGUGUCUGAGAUGAUGCCCAAAUAUGUCCAGCAGGUCCAGGUUACCUGUUACAAUGAGCUGGAGGUGAUGAUCCAUCCUGACGGAGUUAUCCCUGUGCUGACCUUCCUGAGGGACCACACCAACAGCCAGUUCAGGAACAUGAUUGACCUGACUGCUGUCGACAUCCCAACAAGGCAGAACCGCUUUGAGAUUGUUUACAGUCUCCUGUCGCUACGCUUCAACUCUCGCAUUCGCGUCAAGACGUACGCAGAUGAGUUAACACCAGUGGACUCUGCAGUCCCGGUCCACAAGGCUGCCAACUGGUACGAGAGGGAGGUGUGGGACAUGUAUGGUGUAUUCUUCGCCAACCACCCGGACCUGAGGCGUAUUCUGACAGACUACGGCUUCGAGGGUCACCCCUUCAGGAAGGACUUCCCUCUCUCAGGAUACGUGGAGGUGCGUUAUGAUGACGAGGUGAAGCGUGUGGUGGCUGAGCCCGUCGAGCUGUCGCAGGAGUUCAGGAAGUUUGACUUGAACACGCCCUGGGAGGUGUUCCCCGCCCACCGAGAGCCCAAAGAGGCUGCACCCAAACUGGAGGCUGGUGAGGCCCCUGAGAAGAAAUGAAGUCCCACUGUGUCAUCACCAUGUUCUGUCUGUUAGUGUCAUUUUGGGAUUCCCAGCCGCCCUCAACAAACACACCUGAAAUAUUUAUGUAAAUAAAAUACUAAUAGAACAAA
Messenger RNA from Chelmon rostratus (copperband butterflyfish), 929 nucleotides. It is a transcript of the gene ndufs3, whose product is annotated as NADH:ubiquinone oxidoreductase core subunit S3. The record is from RefSeq and is a predicted model, not a curated record. The transcript has 7 exons. Gene Ontology annotation, molecular function: NADH dehydrogenase (ubiquinone) activity. The coding region runs from base 34 to 816 and encodes 260 amino acids. NCBI's taxonomy places the organism in Eukaryota, Metazoa, Chordata, Actinopteri, Chaetodontiformes, Chaetodontidae.